Molecule: messenger RNA, 1031 nt
Organism: Pungitius pungitius (ninespine stickleback)
Lineage: Eukaryota; Metazoa; Chordata; Actinopteri; Perciformes; Gasterosteidae
Exons: 7
Coding region: 384-992 (202 amino acids)
Biological process (GO): positive regulation of neuron differentiation; negative regulation of Notch signaling pathway
Cellular component (GO): nucleus
Molecular function (GO): DNA binding; transcription corepressor activity
Source: RefSeq, a predicted model, not a curated record
UUAUUUCGUAGACGGGUCCGUUAUUGCAGAUAGUACAUCUAUUAUACAGGAUGCAUAUAUAAAUACUGGUGUUACCGUCACCUGCAAAGAAGACAUCCAGUCCCAGGAAGGCUGGAUAGAGGUGAUUUUGCCAGCUAAACGCAGACGAGAUCCGAAGCCGGUUGCAGCCAAGCUGCUGUUUAUGGCAGAAAACUACAAAGAAGUAGUCCAGAAGCGUGUUGCUUUCCUCAAGGGGGGGGAUAUAUGGUCUUCCAUCAGUCAGGAGAAGGGGGUGGUGAAGCAAGCUAUGACCUCUGGUUCACAGAUGGCCAAGAUGGGCGAACAGCUCAAGAGGGACCUCAAACGGCAACCUACAAGACAACUCAGUUCUACUCCUGCUAGAUAUGAGUCUGAUUCCGACGACACAUGUUGAUAUUUUUGAUCCACCCAAAAAACAAAAAAUGGUGAUUAACACCAGUGAGGAGGAGGAGGAGGACGCCAUCCCUCAGGCGGAGUCUCAGCGGCCAGGGACAGUGCCUGCAGUUUUUGUUGAGUUGGAUGAGGACAGUUUGAAGGCUCUGAAAGAGCUGCCAAGACUGGUGUCUUCACUCAAAACAGUCCUAAACAAAAUGCAAGAUUCACCUUUGUCUUCCAUGAUUUCCAGCCAAAGCGAAUCCCCGCGCACUAGCAGCGAAGAAGACAUGGUGUCAUUGGGCAACUCAUUAGUGCAAAAACGCCUCUAUCAGAGGCUGAGUGGGAGGAGGAUGUCCCUCUUCACACAAGAACUGGCCACAUUGGUGUUUGGCAGGGAAACUUUGGCCAAGGCAACCCUCACAGGAAAAGGAAAAAAAGGCGAGCUGAAGGAACAGCUUGAGCCAGAAAAAACCAAUGCAAUUAUAGAUGCAGUGAGGGAGCGAUUCCCCAACACCGAGGUGGCAGAGAUCCGGGGCCUUCUACGAAGGAAGUGCAACAAUGAGAGCUACAAGGCCUCUGGUAAUUCGAAUCAGAGCUAGAUUUGCAUGUAGUAAGUUGUUCGCCAUUGUUUGAUCUGU